Messenger RNA from Coregonus sp. 'balchen', 1288 nucleotides. The record is from the annotation of a GenBank genome assembly. Lineage: Eukaryota; Metazoa; Chordata; Actinopteri; Salmoniformes; Salmonidae.
AUGUCAAACUAUGUGAGGUAUGAUUAUGAUAAAGACACUGACAAGGUCUCAAAGUUCAAAGAAGAAGAUAUAAAUAAGGAAGAUGAACCGGUAAUGAUGAACAAGAAGACGUUUUUAGUUCCUACAGAGAAGGAGAUAGACGCAAGUGAUGGACAACCAUUGCUAAAGACAAAUCGAAUAGAAAAAGACUGGGAGGGGACUGUGGAAGAGGAAGAGGAGGACAUGAUGGGGGAAUAUGUGGAGGAGGGCGAAUGGGAAAUAGAAGAAGAGGAAGUAGUUGUGGAAGAGGAGAUGGUGGUUGGGACAAAGGAGUUGGAGGCGGUAGGGGAGGUGGAGGAAACAGAGGAGGAAGUUGGGAAGGAGGUGACCAAGGAGGAGUUGGUAGAAGAGGUGGAGAAGGAGAAAGAAGCAAUUAUGAUACAGGAAAAGAUAGAAGGAAUGGUGGAGGAAGAGGAGGAGGUGGUGAAGGGAGAGGGGGAAAUGGAGAAAGAAAUGGAGGAGGUGGUAGUUGAAGAAGAGAUGGAGGAUUUAGAGGAGGAGGAUGUUAAGUGAAUAGAGUGGGAGGAGGACGAGAUUGUAGAGGAAGAGGAGGAGGAGGAGGAGGAGGAGAUUGUAGAGGAAGAGGAGGAGGAGGAGGAGGAGAUUGUAGAGGAAGAGGAGGAGGAGGAGGAGGAGGAGGAGGAGAUUGUAGAGGAAGAGAAGGAGGAGGAGGAGGAGAUUGUAGAGGAAGAGGAGGAGGAGGAGGAGGAGGAGGAGGAGGAGGAGGAGAUUGUAGAGGAAGAGAAGGAGGAGGAGGAGGAGAUUGUAGAGGAAGAGAAGGAGGAGGAGGAGGAGGAGGAGGAGAUUGUAGAGGAAGAGAAGGAGGAGAUUGUAGAGAAACUGCAGAUGUAGAAGUAGUGGGAAUUGUAGUAGAUUAUCAAAAUGAGUUGGUAGAUGAGUUUAACAUGAACAUGGACGAUAUGAAUGAGGGUGAGGGUGGUAAGAGCACAAAUGUAAAGAUCACAGAAAAAUCAAACCCAGAAGAUAAUACAUUAAUGACAAAUGAAGUGUCAAAUCCUUGCCACAAUGAAGCUAUCAAUGACGUAAGGCCGGACACCAAGCAUCCUGGAGGAAGCUACGAAACAAGGACUUAGCCUUGAGUCUUGGAAAACGGCCCUCGAUAAGCAGAAGAGGCAGCAGACCGUCCAUGCCGUCCAUCAGUGAGUCUGUGGAUGAGGAGCACCUGAGCAACCAGGAAGAUCAGCCAGACACAGAGAGAGGAGCAUCAGCCUACAAGUACACUGCCCCU